AAGUUUUUAAUAAAUAAAUAAAUAAUAAAAUUCGAGGCUUACGCCCAGAGGGUUUUCGGAGACAAAGAGAAAAAAGCUUUUUGUUUUUUUUUCUUUUAUAAAAGCGUAGUUUUAAAGAGAUAUAAUCCCUUCCUUUACCUCUUCGCUGCUGCCUGCUGCUUUUUUUUUUUUCGUCGAGAGAAGCGAAAGACAAAAAACUCGUAACGUACACGACAUAGUUUUUUUUUUUCCCUCAGAUCUGAGAGAGACCUAAGAGAAACUGUUUUCGGAGAGGGGUAUCCGGAGAGAGGAUGAGCGGGAAAGGAGGAGGUGCUGGAAAUAAUGGGAUAGGGAAGGGUAAUAGUGGAAUUUCAGGUAUUCCGGCUGGGUCUCGGAAGAUGGUCCAGAGCUUGAAGGAGAUUGUGAACUGCCCCGAACCCGAGAUCUAUGCCAUGCUUAAAGAGUGUAACAUGGACCCUAACGAGGCCGUCAAUCGCCUCCUCUCUCAAGAUCCUUUUCACGAGGUGAAGAGCAAACGAGACAAGAAAAAAGAGAGCAAAGACACAGUUGAUUCCAGGUCUCGUGGUGCCAACAACCUUGGGAGUCGUGGUGGUAGGAGUGGUUCAGACCGAUAUAUGGGGCGUGGUGGCUCAUCCAAUUAUAGUUCUAAUGAGUCUGGACCUUUCCAUGGUAAACCUGCUCAAAAGAGGGAAAAUGGAACUCACGCUUAUGCAGGUUCUUCAUCUUCUGCAUCUGGUGUGCAAGGAAACAACAUGAAAUGGAGACUGCCAUCCCAUAGUGAAGCUGUUAUCUCCGGACAUAAAACAACCACAGCAGGUUUAGUUGAUGGUAUUUCUUCAUCUUCACAACCUUCUGGAUACCAGUCUGCUUGGUUGGGGGCUCCAGGUCAAGUAUCAAUGGCUGAUAUUGUGAAGAUGGGCAGACCACAAAACAAGGCUUCUUUCAUGCCAAACCCACCUCAUCAAAGUGUUAAUAAUCGGCAUCUUGCAGUACCUCAUUCUGCAGAAGUCACUUACGAGCCUGAUAUCACCACAAACCAGCAUAGUUCCCCAAGUGAUGAAUGGCCCCCCAUUGACAAUGCAUCUGCUGUUAACGUGAACCCUAUCUUAGAAGCACCUGCAGAAUCUGGAUUGUAUGCAGAGGCAUCUAACUUGCCUGUGGAUAGAAACAACCAACUCUUGAAAGCCGAGUUAGAGGAAGCUCAGGCAGUGGAUGAUGAUCCUGUCGAAACUGUUGAUGGUAACCAUAUUGAGUCUCCUAUUUCAACUAGAAAUAUACAAGAGGAUGAUUCUGGAGGCUCAUCUCUUUAUGAUAAUAACUUACAUAAGGAUGCCAAUUCCUAUCAGCCUCAAAGGCAUGCUUUUGAGCAUGAUGAAGCCGAAGAUGGUUCUUCAUCGGUUGCUGUGAAUAUGCAGCAACUUAAUUUGCAUAAUGAUGACCAGGAGGCAUCAUCUGAAGAGGAUAAUCCAUCUGUAAUCAUACCAAACCACCUGCAAGUCCACACCCCAGACUGUUCACAUUUGAGUUUUGGAAGUUUUGGACCUGCAAUUGGUUCUGUCUUUUCCGGAUCAUUUGCAUCAAGGCCCUUGAAGAAUAAUUUGGAUGAAGCUCCUGAAUCAGCUGAUAUCUCUUCUAUUGGGCACUCCGAGAAUAGAAAUCCCGAGUAUUAUGGGGACGAACAUCUCAGAAGUAAUGCAGAGGGAAAUAUAAUAAUUAGAAGUACUGUCAACACUGGAAAUUAUGAAGCUACUGAAGAUUCUCAACCAGCAGUACUGAAACAGGAUGCUUCUGAAGCUGCCCAAGGGAACCAAUAUGCAUUUCCUUCAUCUGCAUCUGGUUAUAGCUAUGAGAACGCUCAACAGAUAAAUCCUGCUUUUACUCAUCCUCAGACAAGCACUCAAAUGCAGAAUCUCACUCCCUUCUCAAGCGUAAUGCAAGCAUAUACAAAUUCAUUGCCAAGCACUUUGCUGACAUCAACUGUUCAGACUGCAAGGGAGCCGGAUCUUCCAUAUUCACCCUUCCCUGUGACUCAGUCAAUGCCAACAAAAUACACAAAUGCAGUCUCUUCCAUUAGUGGCCCCACAAUUUCUAUGCCAGAGGCUCUGAGAGCAGCUAGUAUAUCUGCACCACAGGCGACUCCACAGACCCUUCCUAGUGCCAGUGUUGCCACGGGACCUGCUCUUCCUCAGCAUCUAGCCAUGCACCCUUUUUCCCAACCUACGCUUCCAUUGGGACAUUUUGCCAACAUGAUUAGUUAUCCUUUCUUGCCACAAAGUUACACUUAUAUGCCAUCAGCUUUCCAGCAGGGAUUUGCUGGUAAUAGUAACUACCCUCAGUCCCUGGCAGCAGUGCUCCCCCAAUACAAAAAUAGUGUUUCUGUUAGCAGUUUGCCUCAAUCUGCUGCAAUUGCAUCUGGCUAUGGGUUUGGGAGUUCUACCAAUAUUCCUGGAGGACUUCCUCUGAAUCCGCCUACAGCACCUGCAGGCACAACCAUUGGCUAUGAUGAUAUUCUGAGUUCUCAGUACAAGGACAGCAAUCAUUUGAUGUCGCUUCAACAGACUGAGAAUUCAGCCAUGUGGGUUCAUGGCCCUGGCUCACGAACAAUGUCUGCUGUUCCUGGAAGCAAUUAUUACAGCUUCCAGGGGCAAAACCAGCAGGGUGGUGGAUUUCGACAAGGGCAACAACCUUCGCAGCAAUUUGGGGCUCUUGGAUACCCAAAUUUCUACCAUUCACAAACAGGAGUAUUAGGGGACCAUCAGCAGCAAAACCCUAUGGAUGGAUCCCUGAGUGGGUCUCAAGGCCAGCCAUCAAAGCAGACCCAACAGUUGUGGCAAAACAAUUACUAAUGUUAUCACCUCCGGGUUUUUCAGGGUCGUGGUAGUGAGUUUGAAAGUGGCCAAUCGAAGGCAUUCGUGCGAUUGAAUAAUUACAUGUAUGGUUGAUAGGGGUCUGAAGAGACCUUGAAUGGCUACUGCCCUGUGCCACGAGGUUGUAUUCUACUUAUUUAUUGUCUGGUUAUGUUAACUUAGGAACACAGUGUGCUAAUUUGGGAUAGUGGACGUUGCCCUUCACUUCUCUUUCCCCCUCAUUGUUUCCCUGUUCCCCUUUCCCCUUUUUUAUAGUGAAAAUUUGCCUUUUUUUUUUUUUUGAAA
This is a messenger RNA of Gossypium arboreum, 3152 nucleotides long. RefSeq lists its product as uncharacterized. The coding region runs from base 291 to 2846 and encodes 851 amino acids. Lineage: Eukaryota; Viridiplantae; Streptophyta; Magnoliopsida; Malvales; Malvaceae. The transcript is spliced from 10 exons. Gene Ontology annotation, molecular function: protein binding. The record is from RefSeq and is a predicted model, not a curated record.